CAUGUUAUUAGUUUUCAUGAAUAAUGAUCACGUUAAAGAUCUAAAACCAACUGGUCUGUGCCCCUGGUGAGAGAUUUGCCUUAUACUUUCUAUUUCAAUCAGUUCCCAUUAAAGAUAUCCCGGAUGAUCCCUGAUCCUUUGAUAGGGACACCAUCACUACUUAUUAACUCGUCUUUGUGAUACUGUAUGAUUUAUGGUUUCCAACCCUCUCGGGUUGACAUGCUGAAAUACCACACCUAAGGGCACUAAGGUUCAUCUGUGCUGUCAAAAGUGCAGAUAUAGCCUGGACCUCCUUGUGUUGGUAAUAGGCUGAUAAAUUGCUGGACGAGGUAAGGUUUGGUGCAUCUUCACCACUGGGAAGAAAAUGGAUCUGGCGAAGGGCCGUCGUAGGUCCAGGGGUAUGAGCACCCUGGAAAAGUGUCUGAUAUUUCUCUUUCUGGCCAUGACUGGUGUCUGCAUCAGCCUUGUAGUCGUCUACUUCGUUAAGAAAGAUGACGCUUCUGCUCAUGUGGAAGGGACUGAAUCAGGAUGUGGUGGUCCUCAGCAGCUGUCUGGAGAGUCAGGUACCUUCACCAGCUGGAACUACCCCAAUAGCUAUGACAACGGCAAGAGCUGUGCCUGGCACAUCACGGUGGACCCGGGCAAGGUGAUCCAUCUGUGGUUUGAGGAAUUCGCUCUGGAGGACACCCAGCUCUGUACGGGAGACUUCAUCACAUUACGAGACUCUCUGGGAAUCAUUGGUAAAUACUGUGGAUACAUAAAACCAAAGGCAGUGGUUUCGCUUACAAACCAACUCACAGUGUUCUUCGACACCAAUGACAAGAAUACAGACAAAGGAUUCAAGGCUCAUUACAAAGCUGUAGCUCCAGAGCUCACAUCAGAAAUAGCCGGAGCUGGUGGCUUUCUCCAAGGUGACCAGGGGACUGUGAUGACCCCUGGCUACCCCGAGCAGAACUACCCAAACAGUGCACUAUACCAGUGGAGAAUCACAGUACCUGAAGGCGAGAAGGUCCGUCUGACCUUUACUGCCUUUGACCUGGUCCCUGAGGUCUGUGGAGAUUUUGUUCAGGUCUACGAUGGUGACAAGGCUGGCUCUUCUUCUUUAGGUAAAUUCUGUGGGGGGAAGAUGCCAAAGCCAGUGGAGUCCAGUAAUAACACAGUGGUAGUCCGCUUCAAAUCGGACAACAUUUUUACUUCUAAAGGCUUCAGCGCAACUUACACCAAGUCCAGCCUUCCACCUGUUGUUAUUCCCACCACAACACCCAAACCGACAACAACACCCACCCCUACAUCUUCUGGAAGUGGUGGUCCAAUAAUCAUCAGUGGGCGUAAGGGAGUGAUCCAGUCUUUGGGGUUCCCAAAUCCAUAUCCUGCUCAUCUAAAUAGCUCCUGGAAGAUAUCUGUGUCCAAAGGAUUCCUGGUCAAACUGCAGAUCACUGACAUGGCCAUCACAGGAGAGACUGGACAAUGCAAGGAGGACAAACUUGUCAUCUCAGAUGAUUAUAGCACACUAGGCACACACUGUGGCUACAUCAUUCCCCCUGUGGUGGUCAGUGCCAGCAACACAAUAUCUGUCACCUUCCAGUCCGACAGUCGCCUCACAGACCGAGGAUUCUCUGCCAAGUGGGAGGCUGUGUAUCCAGAGGAUAUCACAGAAAUCCAGGGCUGUGGCUUUACUUCCAAAGAGGAAACAGGGGUUAUCAAGUCCCAGAACUGGCCUAUGAACUACAAGGCUGACGCCGAGUGCAUGUGGAACAUCGUUUUGCCUGCUGGGAAAAAAAUCACGCUGAAUUUCACCCACUUUGACCUGGAACCCAAAGAUAUCCUAACGUUCAAAUGCUAUGAUAACAUAAUGGUGUACGACAUCAAUAGCGCGACUAACGCGCAGCUUAACAAGUACGGUCCAUUUUGUGGGACUACGCUGCCUCCUGCAAUCCAGUCAAAAGGCAACAGGCUGGUGAUUCGUUUCCAUGCAGACUUCCUUACUGAGGCCAAAGGCUUCAGGGCCUACUGGACAACAGACCCCAGUCUGCCUGCUCCCACUGAGCCGCCUGCUCAGCCCAACCCCUGGGACAACAUCUCCAUAGACUGGCCAAGUACAUGUGGGAAACCAGCCAUUCCUCCUGCUGUUAUGUCACGCAUUGUGAACGGAGAGGAAGCCAAGCCACAUUCCUGGCCCUGGCAAGUGUCCAUGCAGGUCUGGCCAGACAGCCGCCCAGAACCCACAUUCUUCCACACCUGUGGUGGUACUCUCAUUCAUAAGAACUGGGUACUUACAGCAGCCCAUUGCUUCAUAAGAUACGCUGAUGAGCUGCAGCGUUGGCGCAUGUGCCUUGGCAAACACAACCUGACUUACACAGAGCCGAGUGAACGCUGCUUCAAUGUGACUGGCAUCUACCGUCAUGAGGGAUUCAAGUAUCCCACGGUGCCCACGGUGGAGUUUGACAUUGCCCUGAUCAGACUGGAUGGGGAGGUGAUACCCAGUGAUGAGAUCUCAUAUGCCUGCCUUCCCUCAGUGGAGGAAGUGCUACCAGGGGGCAAGAAGUGCUACGCCACCGGCUGGGGAGAUGAGACUGGAGAUUCACUGAAUGCUAAAGUUGCCGAGGCCCUUAACCAGGUCGCACUGCCUGUUGUGCCAUAUGACACCUGCAAGAGGAUGGAUUACUGGUGGUUUCAGGUCAAGACCUCCAUGAUCUGCUGUGGUUAUACCCUGCCUGAUGAGCUCAAGUCUGUCUGUCAGGGGGAUUCAGGUGGUCCUCUGGUGUGCCAGGAUACCCCUGGUGCUCCUUGGGAAGUUCAUGGUAUAACCAGCUUUGGCCCUAUCGGAUGCAUCAUGAAUAAGAAGCCCUCUGUGUUCACCCGCUCCUCAGCCUACCUCCCCUGGAUUGAAAAUGUCAUCCGCAGGGACAUCUACAAUGAGCACACAUCUGGCUGUGGAGGGCCAAAGGACUUGACUGGCACAGAAGGAACCGUGUCCUCUGUGGGUUACCCUGGAAGCUACAGCAACAAAGCCAGAUGCCAAUGGAACAUCCAGGUGCCCCUAGGCAAACUGGUUCACCUCCAUUUCCACAAUUUCUCCCUGGAGGAGAGUCAGAUAUGCAUGAAUGACAAAGUCAGCGUCACAGACAGAAUAGGAGCACUAGGCACAUACUGCAGUCAUGUACCCCCUAAAGACUUAGUGAGCGAUGGAAACACACUUCACAUCAGCUUCUCUUCCAAUGACAAGGUGGUGGACACGGGCUUCACUGCCACCUGGAGGGCAGUGGACCCUACAGAGGUUCCUUGUGGAGGGAGCUUCAGCAGCAACCAGGGUGAAAUCACCUCUCCUUACUGGCCGAGUGACUACCAGGCCCAGUCUGUGUGCACAUGGCGUAUCGCCAUUCCUUCUGCAACAAAAGUCUUUGUAGCCUUCACUUACUUUGAACUGCAAGCUACAGACAUGUUUGGAAAGUGUGUGGACUAUGUGGAGAUCUUCAAUGGAGAAAGCAUGCAGUCACUAGGUCGAUUCUGCGGUUUUGCUCCUCCAUCCAGCAUUACCAUCCCUAGCAACACGGUUGUCAUUCGCUUCCUGAGUAACGGAAACAAUCAACAGAGCGGUUUUCGUGGUUAUUGGACCACAGAUGCCAGCGUUUUCCCAACGUUACCUCCUCCAACUUCUAACCCAUGGGACAACAUCACCAUUGACUGGCCAGAAAAUUGUGGAAACCCAGCAGUGACACCUAGUACAGCCACCCAGAGGGUCGUUAAUGGGGUAGAGGCGAUCCCCCACUCAUGGCCCUGGCAAGUCUCCAUGCAGGUGGCACCACUUUCAUUCUUACCUUACAUGCAUAAUUGUGGAGGUUCUUUGAUUCACGAAGAAUGGAUUCUAACCGCCGCUCACUGUUUCAUGUCGUAAGAUACAAAUACAGAAAGACCAACACUCCGUGCCAUUUUAAAAGCUCACUCCAUAAUUCUUUAAACCAUCAGUUGUCAAGAUUUUUAUUUUAACAAUGUAUCAGAUGACAAAGUAGUGAUGAACCAACAGAGGAUUAGCACCUGCAUCUGCAGCUCCUCCCAGCUUCACUGGUUUUGUAGUGAGUUUCAGCUCAUUGUUUAGCUGUAAAGCCCCAACACUGAUGUUUUAAUUUACAUAGCUAGCGACUAGCUUGAGAAUAUAGUGGAACAUUUAAUAGGUUAAGUGCCAGAGCUUCAGAAGUCAAUAAUGAGUACUGGACUUACUUAUUGCUAGAAGGCAAGAAACACACCAGAAGGAUGUUGUAGCUGUGGAACUUUCUUGAUGUGUAAAUAAGCAGCUGUUUGCCAACGCUUUCACAACAAUAUGUUAACUUCCAAUUACAAUUAGCCAAAGGGACAAAGGACAAAAAAAGUUCUAAUUUUCAACCUACCACCUGCUUUCCAGCUCAAUGAAUAAACCCUCCUCCUGGCGCAUGUGUUUGGGGAAGCACCACAUGAAAUCCUCCAUGGAUGUUCCCUCAGCGGAAGAAUGCUAUAAGGUGGAUGGUAUUAUCAGACACGAGGGGUUUGUCUAUGAGCAGGA
Molecule: messenger RNA, 4537 nt
Organism: Scatophagus argus
Lineage: Eukaryota; Metazoa; Chordata; Actinopteri; Scatophagidae
Exons: 22
Coding region: 365-3895 (1176 amino acids)
Biological process (GO): proteolysis
Molecular function (GO): serine-type endopeptidase activity
Source: RefSeq, a predicted model, not a curated record